AUGCAGACUACAGCAGGUCGACAUUACAACUUGCUAAAGGAGACACAGGGAAAGGAUCCACCUGAAGGUGCUGAUAGUCAUUCAGUGCGUUCAACAGGGAUCGGAGCAGAAACCAAGAUGCUGACAAUGUUCUUAACUGUGUCUGUCCUCUUCGGACAUCAAGUUGCUGCUCGGGAAAAGGUGGAAGUGGUGGACAACUUCUGUGAAGAAAUUGAUUGUUCCGAACCAGAGACCGCCAUUUUGGAGAACGGUUAUGAAGAAGUUACAUUCAAUCCGACUCCAUGGCUUGAAACAGCAGUUGAUGGGAAGAAUUUGAAUGAUGCAGUGAAGGCCGGCCUUGAUCGACUUUUCAAAUAUUCACAUUUCAACAACGAUGAAGAAACAAUUGUUCCCCUCACUCCACCCUGGGGAGUCAUUGGAUGCAUAGAAGAUGGCAAAAUACAAAAUAAUUUCAAAGUAUUUGUGAUAUUACCUCCUCAUGCUAAAGAAGCACCUAAACCAACAGAUACAUUGGUUCAAAUAGGACAAAAAAUCUCUGCUCCGUUAUAUCUCAUGGCAUUUGAUGAAAGUGAUGGCAGUAACCUUAGCAGCGAAAAAUAUGAAGGCCGAGUGUUCCAAUUGAUGAAGGCUUUGGAAGCAGACAACAGACCCUUUGACAAAACUUUCUUUUACAUUGGUUGGUUUAAUGGACAUGGGCUAAUGGAAGUUGCCUUUCAAAAGAAAAUUUGAAAUUGUUCUGAAUCGUUCAGACAUCAAACAGUGAGAUGUGCUUAUUUCUAUUGUAUGGUUCUAAACAUUUUGAUCUCCCAUCUGGCACAUAUUGGAUUCAGCCUGAGUAUGUGUCAGUACUUGGUGUUUGAACAACUCCCCUAAUCUCCUCUCUUCAGACACCGAUGGCCCUGUGAACAAACACUGCCCUCCACCAGCAGUGAGAAGGAUUUGUCUCCAACCCACACAGCCUCAUUUUGACAUGGGGAGCUUUAUUCAGCUCUCUUAACUUCGACAGUCACGCGGGUUUUGCUCUUUCUGAAAUUGUUCUAAAUUCAGUUUUCAUAUUUUUUAAGUCUAAUUAUUUUAAGAAGCUUCUCUCUUGUGUGAGUUCAGUUCAAAGUGUGACAACAUAAUCCUGCGGAGGGAGAUCUUGAUUCUCAUGGGGGACUGCGGUCCUGUCAUUACCCAAUUAAAAUAAAUUGCACAGAAGACAAGGGUAAGGAAGUGACAGUGAAUUUUCUAAAGCAAUGGUGUGGCUUCAAAUAAUGUACUGCAUUCAUUUAUAAUGCAUGGAUUUGCAGAAGAGUGGAAAGGGUUGAGUGAUUCCUCUGAUGAUAUGACCUAAAAGUCUCCACACUGCACAAAUACGUCAGACUAAUCCCAAUUGUACAUGGGUGGGAGAUCCUCUAUUGGGUGAAAGGGAUUCAUGUAUUCAGCAAUUUUUCUUUUCAUUUGCUUGCUUUCAAUAAAUUUGCUCCAAACUGAGAUUGCGUAGAUUCUAGUGUCAGGUCUCGGUUCCAGAAUGUUCUACCUUCACACAGCAAAAAUUUUAUUUGUUUAUCUCAGUCACGCUCAUGAGAAUGCUUCAUAUUCCUGUGUAAAGAUGCAGAGGACUUUUUUUUCCACAACUGGAAAAAUUUCAAUCCGUGUGUGAAUAGUUAUACAUUCUGUACAGUGAAAAUACAACUGGACAAAUAUAAUUGUAUCGUUCACAGACUGUGUACAAUAUGAAGGGCAAUAUAUUCACUCAGAAACCUGGCAAUGGGACACCGAAUGUGUUUGAGACUCCAAAAUGUAGCACUUUUAAAUUGGUCCAGAUUAUCAUCCAGAGACUGAAAAUGAAACACCAUUCUGAUUUCCUCAAAAGUAUAUUCACAUUUGCAAUACUCACUGGCCAAAUCUGCGAUUUCGAAAAGGUAUUAUUCCUAUUAAAUUUGACCCACUCACAGGUUUCUGUUUUGGAGGAAAUAAGUCAUUAUUUUCUAGCCUUUGCUUCUCUGUUGUUUUCCUAAUUGCUGGAAAUGUGUACUCACUGUGAAAUAAAGGGGAAUGCAUUACAACACCUUG
This is a messenger RNA of Stegostoma tigrinum, 2058 nucleotides long. RefSeq lists its product as uncharacterized. The coding region runs from base 1 to 729 and encodes 242 amino acids. The transcript is spliced from 5 exons. The record is from RefSeq and is a predicted model, not a curated record. Lineage: Eukaryota; Metazoa; Chordata; Chondrichthyes; Orectolobiformes; Stegostomatidae.